Molecule: messenger RNA, 2945 nt
Organism: Chlorocebus sabaeus (green monkey)
Lineage: Eukaryota; Metazoa; Chordata; Mammalia; Primates; Cercopithecidae
Source: RefSeq, a predicted model, not a curated record
UCUCCGGAGCCCCGGAACGGGAGAAGGGGGAGGGGGUCCAUGAAGCCGGGCGAGAUACUGUUCGUUUCCGGCGGGUCGGUGGGCACGGGGGCGGCCCGAGCCCGGUUCCUGGACGCGUGUGCCCGCGGAACUGCAGCACUCGGCCCGAGGGGGCGGCGGCCGUCACAGAUCCUGGCCCGCGGGAAGGCCCCGCUCAUGGUGGAAGUUGGCCCCUCCUGGCCCCUCCUCGUGCCCGGCGAGGUGGGCGAGCCUCUGCCCUCGCUCCUGUUACCCAGGAAUCUAAACCUCAAGUUACAAUCUCGACAGUACUGACUCCUGCAAUUCGCUCUACUGAUCUGUCACCGCCACAAGGAUAGACGGUCGCGGGCUCCUCCCCACCCAAAUGGUUUCAGAGGCUGUGUAAGGGGAUAUUUUGGUAUAACCUCCAGGAAAAUCCCCCCAGUAGCCUGCCCUGGGCUCUCCUUGGGCACAGGAAGGGCGAAUCACCAGGAUUUUCAGCUGAGAAAUUUAAGAAUAAUUGAACCUCACGAGGUGACACACUCAGGAGACACAGGUGUGGAAACAGGUACAUGGAUACAGAGAUGACAUCAUCCCUGCCUUCAGGAGAAGUGGUAUUUACCCUAUUACACGAUUUAUCACAUUGCAUUUAUGACAGCAGAAUGCCUCCAAAGGUGACUUCAGAGCUGCUUCGGCAGCUGAGACAAGCCAUGAGGAACUCUGAGUAUGUGACUGAACCGAUCCAGGCCUACAUCAUCCCAUCGGGAGACGCUCAUCAGAGUGAGUAUAUUGCUCCGUGUGACUGUCGGCGGGCUUUUGUCUCUGGAUUCGAUGGCUCUGCGGGCACAGCCAUCAUCACAGAAGAGCAUGCGGCCAUGUGGACCGACGGGCGCUACUUUCUCCAGGCUGCCAAGCAAAUGGACAGCAACUGGACACUCAUGAAGAUGGGUCUGAAGGAUACACCAACUCAGGAAGACUGGCUGGUGAGUGUGCUUCCUGAAGGAUCCAGGGUUGGUGUGGACCCCUUAAUCAUUCCUACAGAUUAUUGGAAGAAAAUGGCCAAGGUUCUGAGAAGUGCCGGCCACCACCUCAUUCCCGUCAAGGAGAACCUCGUUGACAAAAUCUGGACAGACCGUCCUGAGCGCCCUUGCAAGCCUCUCCUCACACUGGGCCUGGAUUACACAGGCAUCUCCUGGAAGGACAAGGUUGCAGACCUUCGGUUGAAAAUGGCUGAGAGGAACGUCAUGUGGUUUGUGGUCACUGCCUUGGAUGAGAUUGCGUGGCUAUUUAAUCUCCGAGGAUCAGAUGUGGAGCACAAUCCAGUAUUUUUCUCCUACGCAAUCAUAGGACUAGAGACGAUCAUGCUCUUCAUUGAUGGUGACCGCAUAGACGCCCCCAGUGUGAAGGAGCACCUGCUUCUUGACUUGGGUCUGGAGGCCGAAUACAGGAUCCAGGUGCAUCCCUACAAGUCCAUCCUGAGCGAACUCAAGGCCCUGUGUGCUGAUCUCUCCCCAAGGGAGAAGGUGUGGGUCAGCGACAAGGCCAGCUAUGCUGUGAGCGAGGCCAUCCCCAAGGACCACCGCUGCUGUAUGCCUUAUACCCCCAUCUGCAUCGCCAAAGCUGUGAAGAAUUCAGCCGAGUCAGAAGGCAUGAGGCGGGCUCACAUUAAAGAUGCUGUUGCCCUCUGUGAACUCUUUAACUGGCUGGAGAAAGAGGUUCCCAAAGGUGGUGUGACAGAGAUCUCAGCUGCUGACAAAGCUGAGGAGUUUCGCAGACAACAGGCAGACUUUGUGGACCUGAGCUUCCCAACGAUUUCCAGUACGGGACCCAACGGCGCCAUCAUUCACUACGCGCCAGUCCCUGAGACGAAUAGGACCUUGUCUCUGGAUGAGGUGUACCUCAUUGACUCGGGUGCUCAAUACAAGGAUGGCACCACAGAUGUGACGCGGACAAUGCAUUUUGGGACCCCUACAGCCUACGAGAAGGAAUGCUUCACAUAUGUCCUCAAGGGCCAUAUAGCUGUGAGUGCAGCUGUUUUCCCGACUGGAACCAAAGGUCACCUUCUUGACUCCUUUGCCCGUUCAGCUUUAUGGGAUUCAGGCCUAGAUUACUUGCACGGGACUGGACAUGGUGUUGGGUCUUUUUUGAAUGUCCAUGAGGGUCCUUGCGGCAUCAGUUACAAAACAUUCUCUGAUGAGCCCUUGGAGGCAGGCAUGAUUGUCACCGAUGAGCCUGGGUAUUAUGAAGAUGGGGCUUUUGGAAUUCGCAUUGAGAAUGUUGUUCUUGUGGUUCCUGUGAAGACCAAGUAUAAUUUUAAUAACCGGGGAAGCCUGACCUUUGAACCUCUAACUUUGGUUCCAAUUCAGACCAAAAUGAUAGAUGUGGAUUCUCUUACAGACAAAGAGUGCGACUGGCUCAACAAUUACCACCUGACCUGCAGGGACGUGAUUGGGAAGGAAUUGCAGAAACAGGGCCGCCAGGAAGCUCUCGAGUGGCUUAUCAGAGAGACGCAACCCAUCUCCAAACAGCAUUAAUACCUCCCUGGUUUUGUUUUUACAAAAUGCUCUGGGGAAAGGAAGAAACGUGGCAGAUCCCUGACAUCUUUCCCCUUUCCUCUCCUUCUUCCCUACCUCCCCUUUUUACUUUAGACUUUAAGAAGAAUAGAAAAUCUUCUUAUCCUCUUUGAUAUUUUAUUGCAAACACUGAGUCUUUUAUGAUUUUUUAAUUGUUGAGAACGAGCCAAGAAUAAAAUUGCUGCACCAGAAGGAGGGCCCCUCCAAAGUCGAACACUUGAUGAAAGGGAGUUGCCCUGACUUCUCUGGCCAGUGAUGGGGAAACAAUGAGUGCUCCAUGAUGGUCAUGUUCCAGGUGCUAGUACAUCAUUCAUGAUCACCUUAAUGCUCAUGAGACUAUAUUUAUGAUCAGUGAAUAAAAAUGUCAAAACUGUG